AUGGCUGAAGACGCUGAUUCUGAUGGCAAAGGCAGCUUAUGCAGCGCUUGUCGAAACCCAGGAGCACGUCGGUGUGCGGGUUGCUGUGGGGCGCCGGCCUACGAUGACGGACCCGCGAUGCGCACGUUCUAUUGCGGUCGCGCCUGCCAGCGAUCCGACUGGAAUCGGCACAGAACAGAGUGCAAAAUCAUGCAAGCUCGUAAGUCACUUGCGCGCGCCGCAGCCUUUCUCGAAGCGCUUUUGGUAUGUAUCCGUAAAGCUGCGUACCCAUUCGCUAUCACGUCAAUCGAGCGAGAGGCAAGCACGAUCAUGCUAGUUAGCUCGAACGAUGACCAACUGCAUGAGUCAAAAUUGACACCUCUACCAACGGACCUUGCGAGCUUGCAAGACCAUCCGGAGCUUGUGAAACCUAUCUGCUUACACGCAAGCGGUGUGGAAGCAAUGAUAUACUUUUGCAAUGUCAUCAAAGACAUGCUUCCCGGUAAGCCGAGACCUGCGAUGCAUCUGUGCAUCGUUCUGACAGAACCAGACACUUGUAUCGCGGAAGUCGAACUCAUACCAGCAAACUUGAAUAUCCAGGUUUCUCGCGGUCUAGGUACGGCUUGCGACGAAAGCAAUGUGCACUUGGUUUACAAAGUCACACUCGGGUCCAGAGAGCUGUGGGCAAUGGAUGUGGCCGGCGCCCAGCACGGGCACUCUGAUUCGCUAAUGCCUUGGUCAUCCUUUGUCAAGGGACGUUGCAUAGCAAUCAACGGGGAGUGGAGCUUGGGCUUCUGUCGCAACCGACCCGCCCGGGAAUCGCUGCCCUGGCUGUCGCCCGCUGUGUCGACGCAAGUAUUGGCCCUAGCUGAUGCGCUCGACCAAGAAAUACCACAGCUAGUGACGGGACGUUGUGGAAGCCUGCGAGCCUUGCUCGAAGGACAAGGCACCACUUACCAUCCACAGCUCAGCGGUUUCUAG
Molecule: messenger RNA, 960 nt
Organism: Colletotrichum acutatum
Lineage: Eukaryota; Fungi; Ascomycota; Sordariomycetes; Glomerellales; Glomerellaceae
Exons: 1
Coding region: 1-960 (319 amino acids)
Source: RefSeq, a predicted model, not a curated record